AUGAACAAAUCCAAUCAAAACUUUAACAAAACUCCUAAAACUCCUAACCCUUCAGGGGGGCGUUCAAGCAUUACAAGCCAAGCGCCUACUAACAACCAGCCGUCUAGAGCCUCUGCUCAGGCGGUUCGAACAAGUAAUGCUCCGUCAUUGAGCACCUUAGCAACUGUGCCAGGUGGUAAUGCUGCCUCCUGCUCCUCUGCUAGUGCUGCGGUCAAAGCUAAUACGCCGACCGCUCCAUCUGCAAUUAGUACCAACUCAACUUCCGGUACACGUUCUCACCCUAACCCCUCGACAAGGGCGUAUAGGGCGCGGAGUUCAGCAUACUGCAUCCUUUCUAGGCUUAAUGCUGCAGAUCCUUCCUCGCUUUCAGAAAGCGAUAAGGCAUCACUAAAGUGGGCAAGGGAAAAUGUCAAUCUCCGGCCCUCUGACAUCACUUCUACUUCUGCACCUGCUCAGAAACGACAAAGGUCGAUUGAGCAGGCUGGUAAAUCUAUUCCAUCAAGCGCUCCUAAGCGCUCCAAAUUUGGUCCUCCGAGACCCUCAUCUUUGUCAAAACCUCUCAGCGAAAUAGUCAAAGAAAGCCUGACCUGA
Messenger RNA from Teleopsis dalmanni, 591 nucleotides. Its product is annotated as beclin-1-like protein B. The transcript has a single exon. The record is from RefSeq and is a predicted model, not a curated record. NCBI's taxonomy places the organism in Eukaryota, Metazoa, Arthropoda, Insecta, Diptera, Diopsidae. Bases 1 to 591 code for a protein of 196 amino acids.